AUGUCUUCCUCAAACAAAACUUUCCAUGCUCGUUCAAUCAGUUUGCCCACCAGAUCCAACCCACUCGCUGCUGCAGUUGAGGCGCAGUUGUGCAAAUUGAGAUCUUCAGAUCUCACCUCAUCCAUCUCCAACAACUUUGUAGCUCUUAAAGACUUGUAUGCAUGUGUUGAGUAUUUCCUUUCCACCGCAGACGGAAAAUGCUUAGACGCAGUCUUGGACAGAUCUGUCAUGUUGUUGGAUGUCUGUGGAACUAUUAAGGAUGUUUGCUCUCAAAUGAAGCAAUCUGCCCAAGAUCUUCAAUCAUCUAUCCGCAGGAAAUCAAAUGAAUUUGACGCAUACAUUAGCUCAAGAAAGAAAGUCUGCAAAGUCAUCCAAAAAUGCCUUUCAGACAUUAAGAAAAACACCAACAAGAACAGUGAUUCCGUCGCUGAUGUCCUAACAGAAGUUGAAGCAAUUACCUUUGUAGUUUUUGAAUCUGUCUUGUCUUUCCUAUCUUCACCAAAGCAAAGGUCGCUAGUCUCAAGUUGA
Molecule: messenger RNA, 528 nt
Organism: Papaver somniferum (opium poppy)
Lineage: Eukaryota; Viridiplantae; Streptophyta; Magnoliopsida; Ranunculales; Papaveraceae
Exons: 1
Coding region: 1-528 (175 amino acids)
Biological process (GO): root development; shoot system development
Source: RefSeq, a predicted model, not a curated record